Messenger RNA from Camelina sativa (false flax), 1461 nucleotides. Lineage: Eukaryota; Viridiplantae; Streptophyta; Magnoliopsida; Brassicales; Brassicaceae. The record is from RefSeq and is a predicted model, not a curated record.
AUGGCCGAUGUCAAGAAGAUUGAAGAUGGUGACCUGAAGUCUAAAGAGAUGGGACCUUCCUCUAUCAAGUGUCUGAUGCUGAGCUCCUCAAAUUACAUUGUUUGGUCCAUGAGAAUGAAGAUUGCCCUAAAGGUUAAUAAGGUGUGGGAGACAAUUGACCCAAACACGAAGGAUGAAGAGAAGAAUAACAUGGCGAUUGCUCUGUUAUUUCAAUCUAUCCCGGAGGCGUUGAUAUUACAAGUAGGAGACCUUGAUACAUCCAAAGGAUUUUGGGAGGCAAUCAAAGCAAGGCAUAUUGGAGCUGAAAGGGUAAAGGAGGCUAGGCUACAAACGUUGAUGGCUGAAUUUGACAGGAUCAAGAUGAGAGAAACCGACACCAUCAAUGUAUUUGUGGGAAAACUCUCAGAAAUUGCUUCAAAGUCUGUCUCUCUCGGAGAAACUAUCGACGAGACAAAGCUUGUGAAGAAAUUUUUGAAGUGUUUACCACGGAAGAAAUACAUACACAUCGUAGCUUCCCUUGAGCAAGUACUUGAUUUAAACAGUAUUAGCUUCAAAGAUAUUGUUGGGCGACUCAAAGCUUACGAAGAAAGAAUUUGCGAAGAAGAAGAAGAACAAACCGAAGAUCAAGAAAAAUUGAUGUAUGCAAACUCUGAUUCACAGAGCUAUUAUCAAGAGAUAAAUAGCGGAAACAGAGGAAGAGGACGAGGAGGUCGAUCAAGUUGGAGAGGAAGAGGUCGUGGUCGUUAUGGUUAUGGUAACGUAUUACAAGACAAAGAAAAGGAUACUUCAUCAAUAACAUGUUAUCGAUGCGACAAGGUGGGACAUUACGCCUCUAAUUGCCCUGAUAGAUUGCUAAAGCUUCAAGAAACUCAUGAGAAGAAGACGACCGAAGAGACUCAAGAGGCUGAUGAGUUAAUGAUGCAUGAAGCAAUUUUCCUGAAUAAGAGUAAGGUGAAACCAAGCAUGUUCGAAUCUGAUCUAGACACAAAGAAUGUGUGGUAUCUCGAUAAUGGUGCUAGCAACCAUAUGAGUGGAAAUCGAGAUUUCUUUGUGAAUCUAGAUGAAACAAUUCAGGGAAUGGUGAGGUUUGGUGAUGACUUGCGCAUCAAAAUACAAGGAAAAGGUUAUGUAUGUUUUGUGUUUGCAAACAGAGAUAAGAAGGUGCUGAGCAAUGUUUAUUACAUACCAAAUCUACGAAGCAAUAUAAUAAGUCUUGGGCAAGCCACUGAAGUAGGUUGUGAGGUGCAAAUGAAGGAGAGUAGAUUGAGAAUCUAUGAGCGAAUGGGUGGUUUACUAAUAGAGACUGGAAGGUCAAGGAAUCGUCUAUACAAAGUGGUUCUGGAGGUUGACAACCUCAAAUGUCUGCAGUUAGCUUCUUCGACAGAAUUAACUAAGUGGCAUGCUCGUUUGGGUCAUAUUAAUGUCGAGACAAUGAAGACAAUGAUCAACAAAGCAUCAUAG